GGGGCGGCUGCUUGCCGCCCCCAGAAGCGGCCAGAGGAGGUGGCCGCCCCCAGCCCUGCCCGGCGCACGCGCGUGCGCCAGCCGCCAACUUCGGGAGCGCAGCGGCGUCGGGGGUCUGGGUCGGUCGUGGGGCUGGAGGGGUGGCCGCGGUGCGAGUGACCGAGUGACCGAUCGCAGCCGGUGGCGGCGUCUGUCGCGGCCUCAGUUUCCCCGCGGGCAGCGUCGCUCGCUCGGGGCGGCGAGUGUCUGGGAGGCGCCGGCUGGACAGGAGGCCAUGGUGAGGGGGCCAGUCCGCUAGCAGCCGCCAUGUCCCAGGAGGCGGGCGCCUGCCAUGUGGGCCCGGCGCGGGCGCGGGUGCGGAAGCCUAAGAAGCCGCACUACAUCCCUCGGCCCUGGGGCAAGCCCUACAGAUACAAGUGCUUCCAGUGCCCCUUCACCUGCCUGGAGAAGUCACACCUGUACAACCACAUGAAGUACAGUCUCUGCAAAGACUCCCUCUCCCUGCUGCUGCACUCCCCGGAAUGGACCUGCCGCCGCACCUCCGCCACCCCCGCCCGCGCCCCUACUCCAAGCCCCCCAGAGCCCCCCUCCACACCCGAUCUGCGUGUGGGGGCCCCCAAGUUGGGGGCUGUGAGGUCCCCAGGGACAUUGCCCCCUAGGGCUAGGGAAGCCCACAAGGGCCCAGGCCUUGGGGGGCUUCUGGCUGAGUCUUGGAAGCAGAGGCUGGGUGGGGCCCCUGAGAGCAUGGCCAUGGGAGCAACAGGACCUGAAGGUGGGGUCCCCUGCUACCCUCCACCGGCCCCUGCUGAGCUCCCUGAGGCCCAAAGCCUCCACCUGUCCCUGCUGGGUGUCAACUACCCCCUGAGCCCUGGGCUGUUCUCCUACUUGGGGCCCUCCCUGGCCGCCGCACACAUGCCUUUCCUGGCCUCCACCAGCCCCCUGCUGCCCUCGGCCACCUGCCCUGGCCCGCCGACCCCUGAGUGCCCAACCCUGCUCCCCCGCCUAUACUACCCUCUGCUUCUGGAACAGGCCCUGGGGCUGCCAGUUGGCAGGGCUCUGCCCACCAGGCCCCCUGCCUUCCCCAAGGAGCCUCCGGGUAAUGUGGUCCCAGGGCUGCUAAAGGUGCCAGGCACUGGGCAGGGCGGGCAGUGGCCUGGAGGUACCCCCAGGGACUCUGGGCAGGAGGAGCUGGAGGCAGCCACACAGUGUGGCCCCAGGAAGAAGCCAUCCCCCAAAGCUCCCAAGACCGAGAGGCUCAGCUCUCAGAGCAGACUGCUGAUGGGCCCCUCUGUGAGUCUCUGGCCUGAGGACCAGGAGCCGGUCGCCCCCUCAGGUCUCCUGACACAGCAGCCUCUCAGCCUGGUGCCCGGAGUCCCUGGGCCUGUGGGUGAAGCACUGAGCCGGGCACUGGGCGAUUAUGCACGUGUGGAGCAGCGACUGGGGCAGCUGGCACCUGCGGGGAGUCUGGCACCGAGGCCUCUGCGGGAGCAGCUGGGCAAGAUCCGCCAGGAGCUGCUGACCAUCCACCAGGCACUGGAGUGGGCAGUGCGUCCGCCUGAUGCCCCCCUCGACCUCUCUGUGAAGCGGGGUCCCAAGGCACCAAUAGGAGCCUGGGAUGCCCCAGAGCCCCCCAGCACACUGGGCCCCAUGGCCGAGCCUUUCUCUGGCCACACCACCAAGUGUGAGGCCGACUCCAGUGUCCCGCCUCCCGGGCUCCCCCUCCAGGUGCCCGAGGACCCUGCAGGGGGAGGCUGGGGCACCCACGGUGGCACUGGGGGCUCCUGGACCCCCGAAGUUGUCCCACACCUGCAGAGCCCACGGGGCGCUGAGGUCUGAGCUAGGCACCCACCCUCCCUGCACGGGUUGUCCAGCAUGCGGAGGACGCCCAUGGCCCAGCUGCCCCAGGAGAUU
Messenger RNA from Erinaceus europaeus (western European hedgehog), 1911 nucleotides. It is a transcript of the gene PRR35, whose product is annotated as proline rich 35. Bases 307 to 1836 code for a protein of 509 amino acids. Lineage: Eukaryota; Metazoa; Chordata; Mammalia; Eulipotyphla; Erinaceidae. The transcript has 3 exons. The record is from RefSeq and is a predicted model, not a curated record.